Molecule: messenger RNA, 1107 nt
Organism: Macadamia integrifolia
Lineage: Eukaryota; Viridiplantae; Streptophyta; Magnoliopsida; Proteales; Proteaceae
Product: transcription factor UNE12
Biological process (GO): regulation of transcription by RNA polymerase II
Cellular component (GO): nucleus
Molecular function (GO): DNA-binding transcription factor activity, RNA polymerase II-specific; RNA polymerase II cis-regulatory region sequence-specific DNA binding; protein dimerization activity
Source: RefSeq, a predicted model, not a curated record
CUCUCUCUCUCAUAAAAAGCGCGAGAAACGAUGUCAGAACAAAGCGAGCGAAGGAGAGACUUUCGAAGACGACCGUGCAAUAGCGAGCAUACGCUUUUGUUCUCUCUCUCUCUACCUCUUCUCUCUCUUCUCUCUCUCUAGUCGCUACAGUGUUACUACACUGCUACUCUCUCUCUCUCUUCCGCAGACUGUCUUUGAAUUCUCUCUUUUGAGUAGUUAAUUAUACUAAAAAGAAAGUGAUCCCUCGAAGCAAUCAAAGCUCUCCGGUUUAUCGGGCGAUGGAUCUGUAACCCCGUUCCGCCGACAACCUCGCUUUUGGGUUUCUCAAACCCUUCCUCCACUGUCCACACACAGUCACGCACACUCUCUCUCUCUCUCUGAACUUGUAGACGGUAGAUGCUCUUUAUAAACCCUAGCACAAGAAACCAAUCUUUCAUCUUCUGCUACACUAGAUUAUUGUCGUAGAACGUCUCCGGCAUGGCCAACAAUACGCCGGAAGGUUUAGGCGACGAUUUCUUCGAUCAAAUCUUGGCGAUGCCACCAAGUUACCCGGGUAACGAGUCCCCUUUGGCGGGAAAUGAAGGGAAUUUGACGGGAACCGCAGGUGGGGCAUCGUCGAUGGUUCUGCAGCUGAGCUCCGGCGAAGGUUCCACUCAUGUGCGUAGUGCUGGUGGCGGUGGCUAUCAGGGAGCAACGACAGUGUUUCCCUUGGGAUUGAGCUUGGAACAGGGGAAAACUGGCUUUGUGAAACCGGAGGAAGCUUCUGGGAGCGGUAAACGGUUCCUAGAAGGCGUUGAUGGAAAGCUUCCUUCUGGAAAGAACGACAGAGACUCAGUGCAGUUGAUGUUCCCGGGGUUUGGACAUGUACAGAGUCAGACGCACUCGGUCCGGCCUGCUGCACCUCAGGUCCAUCAGCAUCAGCCCUUCCAUGGUCAACCUACACAGCCUGCAGUUCCUGCUGCACCUCAUCCACCAGCCAUCCGUCCAAGAGUGCGGGCCAGACGAGGGCAAGCUACUGAUCCCCACAGUAUUGCCGAGCGCUUACGCAGGGAGAGAAUAGCAGAAAGAAUGAAGGCUUUGCAGGAACUUGUACCUAACUCCAAUAAG